Messenger RNA from Toxorhynchites rutilus septentrionalis, 525 nucleotides. RefSeq lists its product as uncharacterized. NCBI's taxonomy places the organism in Eukaryota, Metazoa, Arthropoda, Insecta, Diptera, Culicidae. The record is from RefSeq and is a predicted model, not a curated record. The transcript has 2 exons. Bases 22 to 363 code for a protein of 113 amino acids.
UGUAUUUUAGACAAAGUAAAUAUGACACCCAGACCGGUUUGGUUUCCGGUAGCAUAUUCGCUGGUGUUUAUCCAUAUCGUAACCACAGUUCCUCAAAACUAUCAAUAUUACCAGCACUGGAAUGUGCCCCAAGAAGGAAGACAUGUUAUUGGAAAAUCGACAAGUGAUAACCUGAUUCAAAAGGAUUUCUUCAUCCAUGAAAUACCGAUGGAAGUAUUCGAGGAUGAAAUUAAUGAUCAAAUAGUGCUCAUGACGGAAAGAAAACACAGACAGCACACAGAAAUGGAUAACUAUUUGCGAAAACUAAUCCAAGAGUUGAAUAAGCUAGGAUACGAGGCAACAUAUAAAACAUACCGUGAAUGAUAUAUUUUUUUCUUUAGUUCUGUACAGUUUGAGUGUUGAUAGCUAAAACUAUGGACAAAUAUAGUAAUCAUUUACAGUAGAACCCCGAUGAUCGGAUAGUGCAAAUUGCGGAAAAAUAGAUAUUUCAGCGUGGAAAUUAUGUUUUAUCAAUACUGAAAUCAU